ACCCAAUAACAAUUUUAUCCGACCCGACCCGGCCCGGAACGAUUCAAUUCGACCCGUGUUUUGGUGAUGCCAUGCCACCAUCAUGUUCAAAUGGUCAAACCCUAAUUAAAUUUGUUAGGGCAAGAAAGAACGUAAAAAACAAACAUUUUCAUCUUCUCCCACAAGGCACACAUGGUGCCAUAAACCUUUCUCUUGCGUUGAUCUUGUAUUUUGCUUUCUGUAACAUGAUGAGUCGUCGUGAAGGCCUAUACGAGGCUGAUGACGAUGAUAAUGAUGAUGAUGAAGAUAUCAGUGAAGAUCUCGAAGAGUUAAGUCGCGCUUGUAUCGUCUCCGAUGACAAAGGAUUGCCGUCGGAUUCGGAGAACGAGGAUUUGGAGAUGAUUCGGAGCAUAACGAGCCAAUUAGCUCCCACGGGUUUAUCAGUGCCCUCGGAGGAUUUGGAGAGUGAAGACGAAGACUUCGAGAUGAUUCGGAGCAUUGAGAGAGAUUUGGCAUUGUCUAUGGACGAAGAUGGUGCAUCUGAAACCCUUCGCGUUUUUCUUAAGCGAUUCUCUGCUUAUGCAAAGUCCGAUCCAGAAGGAACUUUCAUGAAUGAUUCAAUCAGGAAGAAUAAAAAGCAGGUACAUGCCUUGGACAAUGAACCUUCAACCGAAAUAUUGAGUAGAUCUAAUACUUGUGAAAGCUUUCCAGAUCACGGGAAAUCCGUCGUCACAGUGUCAGAUUCAGAUACUUCCGGUGACCAUUUGGAAACAUGUCAAUCUGAAAGUUCAAGUUUCCCUGAAGCUGCAAAAGCCUUUGUUAAUGCAAUACAGAAGAACAGGUCAUAUCAGAGCCUUCUUCGAAGAAAAUUGAGUGAAAUCGAAGCCACGAUUGAGCAGAACGAGAAACACAAGAAAAAUGUUAAGAUAGUUAAAGAUUUUGAAGCUUCCUGCAAGAGAAUUACUAAACAGGCCCUUUCUCAGAUGAAAGAUCCUCGUGUCGAAUUGAUCUCGGCACGAAAGUCUGAGCCUGCUUCUGAUAGCACCGAGGAUAAUGAUAAAAAGACAUCUCCUUUGAUGUUAGGUCCACUGGAAAACGCUUGUGUUGCAAAUUAUAGGAUGGCACUAGAGAAAUAUCCAGUUUCAGUGGACCGCAGAAGUUGGACUUCUAAGGAGAAGGAGAGUCUUGCAAAAGGUCUAAAACAACAAGUUCAAAACGCACUCAUUCAUGAAGCUUUUGAACGGUCCAGUGACUUGGAAGGAUCUGCAGAUGAUGUAAACACCAUUCUUGAAGGGAUAAAAAAUCUUGAGAUCACACCAGAAAUGAUUAGGCAGUAUCUUCCCAAAGUUAAUUGGGAUCAGUUGGAUAUCAAGAACCGAUCUGGGGCAGAAUGUGAAGCCCAGUGGAUGAGCUCGGAAGAUCCAUUGAUUAACAAUGGUCCAUGGACUGUAGCAGAGGAUAAUUACUUACGAUUAAUUACUCAAAACAAAGGUUUUACAGACUGGCUUGACAUUGCAGUAUCGCUAGGAACAAAUAGGACCCCAUUUCAUUGUUUGGCUCGAUAUCAGAGGAGCUUGAAUCCAUAUGUAUUGAGAAAAGAAUGGACUGCAGAAGAAGAUGACCAACUCCGUGCCGCCGUAGACUUGUUUGGCGAGACAGAUUGGCAGUCGGUUGCAAAUGUAUUACAUGGAAGAACUGGACCUCAGUGCUCUAAUAGAUGGAAAAAGUCCCUUCACCCUAGCAGAACAAAGAAACAAAAGUGGAGCUCAGAGGAAGACAAACGUUUGAAAGUAGCUGUGACACUCUUUGGAACUAAAAAUUGGUCUAAAAUUGCUCAGUUUGUUCCUGGACGGACGGGUACUCAGUGUCUAGAGAGAUGGGGAAAUUCUCUAGAUCCCAAACUUAAAUUUGGGAAGUGGACCAAGGAAGAAGAUGCAAAAUUGAGAGAAGCAAUGAAAGAAUAUGGACAUUGUUGGUCCAAAGUUGCUUCAUAUAUGUCUGGUCGCACCGACAGUCAGUGCGCCAAGAGAUGGAAGAGCUUAUAUCCUCACCUAGCACAUCUUAGACAAGAAGCUAGAAGGUUACAAAGAGAAACUACUAUCGGAAAUUUUGUUGACCGGGAAUCAGAGCGUCCUGAUCUUGUCGUAGGUGAUUUUUUGGCACUAGCCGAGGAAUCUCUUGAGCCAGAACCCACCCUGAAGAAGAAACGCAGAGCAAGACAGAAGAAGAGGGCAGAUGCAGAAUGUGAGAGUGAAGCAGUUUGUGCUCAUACAGAGAGGCAGCCAAAGAGACGGAGAAAAGUAUCAGAGAUAUGCUCAAGAGAUGUGUGUAGACAAGAAAAUGAGAAUGAAGACAAUGUAAUGGAGAAGAAACAAAGAGGAAAACGCAUUAGUGUUGCAGAAACAUCCAAUAAUAGCUCUGAGACCACCCACUGCCCUCAAGUCAAUAUUGGUAUCCAGAAGCUUAAGCCUAGAAGGAAAGUAUCUGCGUAAGCUUAAACGCAUAAGUGUUCGUGCCGAGAACGAAGAUGAACCAAGUCAGGUCAAUUUUUUUGUGUUCUUCAAAAUUUUGUAUUGUAUCUAUCUAAUCUUAACAAUUUUGUAGAUAAAAAGAAUAUUCUCUUAUCUCCAUGAUUCUAAGAACAGAGAAAUUAGUUCCAAUUAAGAAUGGAUAAAUGAAACUGAGGUAUUGAUAGAAAGAGUAAUAUUGAGUA
This is a messenger RNA of Capsella rubella, 2692 nucleotides long. RefSeq names its product snRNA-activating protein complex subunit 4. Lineage: Eukaryota; Viridiplantae; Streptophyta; Magnoliopsida; Brassicales; Brassicaceae. The record is from RefSeq and is a predicted model, not a curated record. The coding region runs from base 72 to 2471 and encodes 799 amino acids. The transcript has 7 exons.